Messenger RNA from Trichoplusia ni (cabbage looper), 6322 nucleotides. RefSeq names its product protein shuttle craft (gene stc). The transcript is spliced from 17 exons. Gene Ontology annotation, cellular component: nucleus. Gene Ontology annotation, molecular function: zinc ion binding; DNA-binding transcription factor activity, RNA polymerase II-specific; RNA polymerase II transcription regulatory region sequence-specific DNA binding. The record is from RefSeq and is a predicted model, not a curated record. The coding region runs from base 576 to 4352 and encodes 1258 amino acids. Gene Ontology annotation, biological process: negative regulation of transcription by RNA polymerase II. NCBI's taxonomy places the organism in Eukaryota, Metazoa, Arthropoda, Insecta, Lepidoptera, Noctuidae.
GUUUAAUUUUUGUUUUGUUUUUUAGUGUAGUGCGAAUGUUGAAUUAUUCUUCCCAUUGCAAUUCUUUUUCCGUUUAAAACAAAUAAUCAAAUCAAAUCAAUAUUGGCAGCUACUUAAAUGUUUGAUUACGUUCAUGUUACUUAAAUCCGAAAUAAAGUUAUGAAAUUAAUUUGUAGAUAAAUCGAUGAUAAAAUCUACUGACUAUAAAUAAAAUGUUAGGUAAAGUGACAACCAUAACGAAUCUACUGUCAACGUCGACCUCUUCUUCCCCCUUCACCCUUCUUCCGAAUCCGAAUCAUCCUUGUCAUAUCGUUAGAGUUAUUGCAAUUUUAUAAAUUAUUAAAUUAUUUUAGUUUAUUUUUUGUUACUUUAUAGUUAUUUUUAACAAAAACGACUCGAUAGACAAAACAAGCAAGUGGCCGAGUUACACGGUUAACUAUAGACCUCAGGCUUCGGCCUGCGGUCACAAAAACACGACCACCCUUGAAAAACACGCGUAAAGCUUCUAAAUUCUUCAACAUACUUUAUCAAUAUCUCACAAAUAUUUCAUAAUAUAUCUUAAUUUUUCCGUAACCAUGUCUCAGUGGAACAAUUCAUACGCUUACGAUAACCAGUACCAAUCCUGGAAUGGUGAUCCCAAUUGUCAAUAUGCUAACCAGACCUAUUAUCCUAACAGAGCAGAGCCAGCUAAUCAAUAUGUGAGCUUUAAUGAGUUUUUAUCUCAAAUGCAAAACAAUGGUGCGCCGAAUUCUGCUAACUAUAGUAAUGUACAAUACGAAGCUUAUCAAAAUAGGCAUUACAACUACCAGAACUUACCACCCAACGCUCAAAACCCUCAAUUAGACAGUUAUGGAUAUGCAGCCUCAUCAAAUGCCCCCAAUGGUGCUGAAGCAUACCAAAUGAAUGUCCAAAGUCAGUACGCUCCAGUGGCUCCCAAUACCAAUGCUUACACAAAUGCAAUGAUACUCAAAUCCAACUUAACUCCUACUGCCACUGAGUUUGUGCCAAAAUGUUCUAUGAUGAAUCCUUCAACUAGCACUCAGAACAUUCCUGAGACCAGUACUGUGAAUGAGGAUAGUGAAUUUAGAAAUAAUUAUGUUAAUGUAAAUGACUCAAGAAAUCACCAUUCAAAUGUAAGUGAUUCACGAAAUAACUAUGUCAACACCAGUGAAUCUCGUACCAAUGCUAGCAGUAAAUCUGAUACAAACUGGAGAGAACGUCCUCAAAGUUCCCAGCAAAGCAAUGAACAGAACCCAAGAACAGAAUCAUUUCAGCGUCCACAAGAGGUAACGAGAAGCCAUGAGCCUAAUAGUCGUCGUAAUCGCGAUAAUAACUAUCGCGAUUAUGAAUCAAAAUCUAGACACGAAUUAACCGGUCGUAAUUAUGAAUCGAAUGGGCGCCACGACUAUAACAACCGAAAUUAUGACUCAAAUGGGCGCCAUGAGUCUAACAGUCGCAGCUAUGAAUCUAAUAGUCGAUACGAAUCUAGCAACCAUAGUCAAGAAUCAGAUGUUCGUCAAAAUGAACCCAGUGGUCGCAGCCGUGAACCAAACGACUCAAAUAGUCGCAACUACGAAUCAAAUAACCGCAGCUAUGAAACAAGCAACAAAAGAGGUCAAUCAAAGCAAAAUUAUAAGUCGAAAAACAAUGAUGAUGCUCGUACUUUUUACAACAGUUCCAUAAGUAAGGAUAGCCAGGAUGUGAGAAAUGGGAGGGGUGAAGGGUCUGGCCGCGGAAAGAACUGGAUAGGAAGCCAGCGUGUCAGGGCGACAGAACGGAACUGCACAGAAGAUGAGCAAUAUGCAAACACCUACUUAAAGGAGGAAAGAAUGGAAAGCAGAGAAAGAGAGAGAGAAAAAGUGACUAGAGUGGAACCCAUUCAAAGCCCAGCUCGCUCAAAAAGUAAACAUCAGAAUAAUGAUCAAGCAAAUAAAGAGAUGACUCAACGGGAGCGCCUUGCAGAGCAGUUAGAUAAAGGAACGCUGGAGUGUCUGGUGUGCUGCGACAGAGUCAAGCAGUUUGAUCAAGUGUGGUCCUGCACCAACUGCUACCAUGUACUGCAUCUCAGGUGCAUUAGAAAAUGGGCCAUGAGUAGUAUGGUCGAGGGCAAGUGGCGCUGCCCGGCCUGUCAGAACACGAGCGAGCUGAUCCCGGGCGAGUACCGCUGCAUGUGCGGCGCCGUGCGCGCGCCCGAGUACGUGCGCGGCGCGGCGGGCGCGCACACGUGCGGCCGCGCCUGCCGCCGCGCGCGCGCCUGCCCGCACCCCUGCACGCUGCUGUGCCAUCCCGGGCCCUGCCCGCCCUGCCAGGCCACCGUCGUCAAACAAUGCGGCUGCGGUGCGGAGACCCGCUCGGUGUUAUGCAGCAGCAAGCUGCCGCAAGUUUGCGGCCGAGUGUGUGGCCGCACGCUGCAGUGCGGUGUGCACAAGUGCAAGAGCGACUGCCACGAGGGACCCUGUGAUGAAUGCACCGAGGUUGUCACACAAGUGUGCUACUGCCCGGCGGCCAAGUCCCGCUCGGUGGUGUGCACGGCGGAGUCGGGGUCGUGCGGCAGCUGGUCGUGCGGCGACACGUGCGGCCGCGUGCUGGCGUGCGGCGCGCACGUCUGCCGCGCGCCCUGCCACGCGCCGCCCUGCCGGCCCUGCGCGCUGCUGCCGCAACACGUGCCCACCUGCCCCUGCGGGAACACGCAACUUCCAAAAGACUCGCGCAAGUCUUGUACCGACCCGAUCCCACUGUGCGGUAACAUUUGUGCCAAACCGCUGCAGUGCGGGCCCGCUGGAGACAAGCACUUCUGCAAACUUAAUUGUCAUGAAGGUCCAUGCCCCGAAUGUCCCGAUAAAACUGUGCUCCAAUGUCGCUGCGGUCACUCUAGUCGUGAGGUACCGUGCGCCGAACUGCCCGAAAUGUACAACAAUGUGCUGUGCCAGAAGAAGUGUAAUAAGAAGUUAUCAUGCGGUCGCCACCGCUGCCGCACAGUAUGCUGCGCGGCGACCUCGCACCGCUGCGCCGUGGUGUGCGGCCGCACGCUGUCCUGCCAGACGCACCGCUGCGAGGAGUUCUGCCACACCGGACACUGCGCGCCCUGCCCGCGCGUCAGCUUCGAGGAGCUGUCGUGCUCGUGCGGCGCGCAGACGCUGCUGCCGCCGGUGCGCUGCGGCGCGCGCCCGCCCGCCUGCAGCGCGCCGUGCGGCCGCGCGCGCGCCUGCCGCCACCCGCCGCACCACUCCUGCCACGCGGGGGACUGCCCGCCCUGCGUCGUGCUCACCACCAAGCGCUGCCACGGGAACCACGAGGAACGAAAAACGAUACCGUGUUCCCAAGAAGAGUUCUCUUGUGGUUUGCCUUGCGGGAAGCCACUGCCGUGUGGCAAGCACACCUGCAUCAAGACGUGUCAUAAGGGUCCUUGUGAUACUGGCAAAUGCACCCAGCCGUGCAUGGUCCCGCGCCCCAGCUGCGGGCACCCGUGCGCGGCGGCGUGCCACGCGGGCGCGGCGGGCGCGGGCGCGGCCUGCCCCAGCGCCGCGCCCUGCCGCCGCGCCGUGCGGGCCACCUGCCCCUGCGCGCGCCGCCACGCGCAGCGGCCCUGCUGCGACAACGCACGCGACUAUGCCAAGAUGAUGAGUGCCCUCGCAGCUACUAAGAUGUCCGAAGGUGGUUCAGUAGAUCUCUCAGACGUACAGCGUCCAGGAAAUAUGCUUAAAACCCUGGAGUGCGACGACGAGUGUCGCGUGGAGGCCCGCACGCGGCAGCUGGCGCUGGCGCUGCAGAUCCGCAACCCCGACGUGUCGGCCAAGCUGGCGCCGCGCUACAGCGAGCACGUGCGGGCCACGGCCACGCGCGAGCCCGCCUUCGCGCAGCAGAUACACGACAAGCUCACCGAGCUCGUGCAGCUCGCUAAGAAGUCAAAACAGAAGACGCGCGCUCAUUCAUUCCCAUCGAUGAACUGGCAGAAGCGUCAGUUUAUUCACGAGCUGUGUGAACACUUCGGCUGCGAGAGCGUCGCUUACGAUGCUGAGCCCAACAGGAACGUUGUGGCUACUGCUGACAAGGAAAAGUCGUGGCUGCCGGCCAUGAGCGUGCUGGAGGUGCUGGCGCGCGAGGCGGGCAAGCGCCGCGUGCCCGGGCCCGUGCUGCGCGCGCCGCCCGCGCCCGCCGCCGAGCGCGCGCCCAAGGCCGCCAGCGCCGCGCCCGCGCACAAACAAGCAAGUGGCUGGGCAACAUUGACAUCAACAAACGCGUGGGCGGCCCGCAGUCAACCGAAGCCGCAACCAGCUCAGCCAGCGGCGCAACCGCAACCGCAACCGCAACCAGAGAAGAUCGACUACUUCGACAACCCGCCCGAGAACUAGGCGCCUAGCUCAAAUUAUACAGUAAGUGUACACUCAGUGCAUAUUUUAUUUACUCUGUACCAAAACGCGUGGCACUAAAUUGAUGGAAAAAAUAAUAGAAAUAAAAUCAAUAUUUCUUUAUUAAACACUUUACUUACAUAAUUACCAGUGAUCCAUUGAUGUUUUUGUGGACUUGUUUGUACCACAUGUAAAACGUGUUGUCAAGGUUCAAAGUGGACCUACAUUGGCAAGAUUUAUACUUUAGCCAUGGGUACUUAUAACCUUUAUUUAUUGACUAAAUUAUGAUCACACAACUACUUAAAAUAUGUUGAUCUAUUUAUUAAAAAUAUCCAGGUGAUUAAAUAAUAUUAUGAGAUUUUAAAUUAUUAUUUUUGAUGCACUGAGUGUUUGACAAGAGACAAUAGUGUCAAUUUUAUAAGUGUUUACCAUUCUUAUUGUAACGUAUUGUACACUAAAUCGAAAUAUCAUAUAGUUAUGUAUAGACUUUUCUAAUGGGGCAUAUGUAUUCGGCGUAUUGUAUUGUUAAUCGCACGGCAGAAGUAAGUCUGUUUUUCGCAUAAUUGUAUUUAAAAAAAUAAAUGCAUAAUAUCAAAAUUAUGUGUUCCUGUACACGAUAGUCCUUUAUGACAAUUUGCGGCUGGACCAUGGCUGUUAGGGAUUAAUCUAGAACAUAACAACUUAGGAACUAAUUAUUGAACAGGCACCAAGGGAACAUUGCAACGUAUUCUUUUGUCAAUGGGGUUCAGCAUGACUUGCAUCACUUUUUAAAAAACAAGUUAUAAUGCGACUGUGUAAUUUUUUUACUCUUUAAUUCCCUAUAGGCUUUGUCAAUAACGGAUUAUCACGUACAGAACCAAAAAAAACUAGCACAAAUGUAAAGCACUUAAUUUAAAGUCAGCCCCUUAGCCCAUAUCGAUUUAUAGACGCUUAGUGUAAUAUUUCUGUGAAAAAACAUGCCUUUACCCGCAUACCAUAGUGAAGCACGCCUUACAAUCUACCGUCACACAGUACAUAGCAAAAUAUUUACAUGUUAGUAAAUUAUAAUCAUACAUAUAUGUUAUACAGAACUGCCUUUACCCGGCUAUGGCGACCAGUUUUUCAGCCUAAGUGGUAUAUUAGAGAAGGGAUACAUUUAAUAUUAUAUGUCCGGAACAUACAAUAUAUUUUGAGUCAAUUUUCAUAUGACUGUCUGACCUUGUUGUCACUUGAUUUCUUAAAAUAAAUAUUGAGAAUGAUAUUAUACUCCCGCUGUUUGAACCAUAGUCGGGUAAUUGUUUUUAUAAUUGCCUGUUUUAUCACGUUAUUAACAAUAAGUAAUACCGCAAUUUUAUUUUGUUUGGUAUGUAUUUAUUGGUCAUACUGUGAGACAUAAAAAAUAAUUAUUCAUUACCAGUUAAAGUAUUUAUAGAACAAUAGCUUACAGAUUGUUCGAACAUGUUUAAAAGAUUUGUUUGUUACAUUUGAAGUGAUUUUAUGGUUAACAGUAAGAUGUAGCCUUCUUUAUAAAAAUAACAUUCUGUUAUGUGCCUGGAAUUAAAGUCUUACACUGUUGAUUAUUACUAUUACCCUUAAGUAUUGCCAGUAAAAAAAAGUUGAAUUUUAUAAAGAAGGCUGAACAUGUUAGCACCUGUGUUAAAUUUUGUGCAACCUAAUCAAGUAAAAAAUAGGAAAAUCACCUUCUUUUUAAUUUCCCAUUCAAGUGUUUAAUUUGACUUCUUCUUGGCCUAGUCGGUAAAAUAUAUUUAAAUUAUUUUAAAAUGCGUCAACAUAACGCUCAAAAUUUUCUAUUGAUUCCUUAAUGUUAUUUGGAACCGGCUUCUUUUAAAACGAAUUUAAAGGUGAAGGGGAUGCGUUCUUAUGAAACAUUUUCGAUGUAAAACUUCUAUGUAGAAAUCUAUAAAAAUAAUGUAACUAACUUAAAUUCGCUGUUGUACAGGCGACAUGUGUAAUAAAGUGUUACAUAUUUGUUA